Messenger RNA from Trypanosoma grayi, 843 nucleotides. RefSeq names its product cyclin 9. Lineage: Eukaryota; Euglenozoa; Kinetoplastea; Trypanosomatida; Trypanosomatidae. The record is from RefSeq and is a predicted model, not a curated record. Gene Ontology annotation, cellular component: nucleus. Gene Ontology annotation, biological process: regulation of transcription by RNA polymerase II. Gene Ontology annotation, molecular function: cyclin-dependent protein serine/threonine kinase regulator activity. The transcript has a single exon. The coding region runs from base 1 to 843 and encodes 280 amino acids.
AUGGAAAUUGGUGGUGGACCUUCGUGGUCUUCUCCUCUGUGUGGUUCGCCACUGACCGUUGGUGCGGGCAACACAUGUUCUCUGUUUCAUGUUGGGAGGCCGUACUACCGCACUGCUGCGAAGGCAUACAAUAUGACGAGGUACGUCGUAGAGAGUUUGAAGCUUGACGAGACGGUGAUUGCAACCUCCAUGGCAUAUUGGCAUACCUUUGUUAUGCAGCAUGGACUGAAAAAGCUUGAUGAAGUCGUUCUGAGUGCGUCUUGUGUCUUCCUCGCUAGCAAGGUGGAGCACUACAAGAUACGUUUAAAUCAGGUCGUCUCGCUUUUUUUUGAGGUUAGCGAGAGGAGCGAUGAGGCGGAAGGGUGGCGCCGCAUGUUGCUCGAAACUGAGUUGCUGGUGUGCCACACCCUAGGCUUUAACUUUCAAGUGAUUCACCCGAUGAAACGCAUCGUUGAGCUUGUGCCGGACAGCCAGAAGAGUGUACUGGAAUGCGCCCACCGACUUUUCCUUCUGUCGUUCAUGACGCCUCUCUGCACCAAAGUAUCGGCGGACGAAAUAGCGGAGGCACUUGUGUAUCUUGCUGCGGACGGUACUGGUCAGCUGGAUGCGUAUGCUGGCAAAUUCCUUUGCAGCUCGACGGAGCGGCGUGAUGGAAUCAUCACUGUGAUGAUUGGAGCUUUGGCCGUGAUGCGGAAAAACACCGGGCUGCAGAAGGUUGAUGAUAUGAUCGCGGCGCGACGGAAGCGGUUUCGCGAUCCUGAGUCAUCCCACCCGUCCGUUGCGUACUCAAGCGGCGGGACAGGCAGUUUGGAUGCCACACCCUCCGCCUUUGCGGCAGAUUGA